Messenger RNA from Panicum virgatum (switchgrass), 2518 nucleotides. RefSeq lists its product as uncharacterized. Bases 618 to 1910 code for a protein of 430 amino acids. The record is from RefSeq and is a predicted model, not a curated record. Lineage: Eukaryota; Viridiplantae; Streptophyta; Magnoliopsida; Poales; Poaceae. The transcript has a single exon.
GCACGGUGGCUAGUCUACUAGUAGUGUGGGAAAUGUAAUACUGUAGUUAUCGCCUUUUGGGCCGUUUAUGAGUUUGGGCCGGAGGCCGUAUUGUUAGCUAUAUGUACUUCGACGGACUUCUGUCUGGGCAUGAAAGAAAAGAAUGGAAACAAUCCUAUCUGCAUCUCUUCUCUUCCUCCCGUGUUCUUCCUCCUCUGCGAUCCCCUUCUGAGUUCUUCCGAUCCCCCUCUCUAUCUCUUGGGAUCAGCUAUCGUGGUGCUCUGAUCGCCUCAUCCGAGGUCAGGACACUACAAUUGGUAUCAGACUCAGUCCUUCCUUGGCUCUCCUCCGCCCAGUUUUCCUCCGCCGCCUCCCCUGAUCGGGUCUGCUUUCCCGGCGACUCGAUCCGCUCCGCCGCGAAUCCUUCCGAUUCCGGCGUCCACGCCCCGCCCACCGACUCCCAGUCGGCGGCGGCCACGCAAAUCGCCGGUUAGCCGCUCCGGCGCCGUCGACCACCACGAUAUCUUGCGCCGCUUAGGGUUUAGUUGGGGAUUUACUUGUUCUUCUCUCGGCGAGGCACUCGAUUCAUCACGGCGCCAAAUCGCCAAGCCGCGCACACUUGUCAGAUUUGCGCCGCCAUGGAUGAGAUGGAGGAGCGCAUACGCAAGCUCUUCGAGGAGAAGCUUACUACGGUCGUGACCAAGCUGGAGGACCUGUCCCUGCUGAAGGAGCAACUCACCGACAUGAACACCAAGAUGGUGGAGCAGGCGGGCCGCCUCAACCAAGUACAAACCAAGGUCGAUCUGGCUAUGACAUCCCUGGGUUCGGUUCAGCAGGAGCAGCUGCAAGUCGCCCGUGCGCUGAAGACCUCUGCGUUGCCGAAGCUGACCAUUCCGAGCCGCGAUGGCUCCGGCCUGAUGGGUGCUCCCCCACGAUUUCCUCCCCCACCGCCUCCACAGUAUCAUCCCUCACACGUGGUAUUUCCUCAGUCUCCUGUCCUCCCUGAUUCGAAUGCUAUUGCGUCUGAUGUCGUGGGUACUGCUGGGGAUGGUCGCCAACUGAUUCCUAUAGGCAUGGGUAGUUCUCGUACACAUGGACUUCAUGAUGACUCUGGUUCUCGUCGCCCUUGGUUACCUAAGAUGGAAUUUCCUCGAUUUGAUGGUACUGAUGCUAGAAUUUGGAUUGAUAAAUGCACUGCUUAUUUUGCUAUGUUUCAAAUUCCUGAGGGGUUUCGUGUUACUGCUGCCACUAUGUACUUGGAUGGUCGGGCAGCACACUGGUUUCAGGCUUAUAAGGAUUCCUAUGGUGUAUUGAGUUGGGAUCAAUUCCAGUCUGCAGUACUUGCUGAAUUUGAUGUUACCACCCAUAGAGAUAAGAUUACAGAGCUCUUAACUCUUAAGCAGUUUGCCACUGUGGCCGAAUAUAAGCAGUCCUUUGAGCAGUUGGUCUACAGCAUUCGCCUGUAUGAUAAGACAAUUAGUGAACCAUUCCUAAUCUCUCAGUUCGUGCUUGGACUUAAAGAAGAAUUGCGAGCAGCGGUCGAGAUUCAGUUACCUGACACGGUGACUAAGGCUGCCACUUUGGCUGCAAUCCAGGAGGGCCUGUUACUUAGACAGAAGACACCACCCCAUAAAUUUUCAUCUCCCAAAAAUCUUACUGCUGGUAAACAUGACUCUCCAGCACCACCUCCAGUUAGUGAGCUCUGGAAGGCUCGGCAAUUAAAAGAAUACAGGAAGCUCAAUGGCUUGUGUUUCAAGUGUGGUGAAAAGUUCAUUCCUGGUCAUAAGUGCAAACAACCUGCCAGUCCCACUCUGAACUAUAUUGCAGUAGAUGAAGGGGGGAUGGUGGUAUCAUUUUAUCAGAUGAGGUGCUGGAACAGUUGGAAUCCCCGCAAUCAAUAUAUGCUCCUGACGAUGUAUUUGUCUCUCUAAAUGCUAUAACAGGAGCUGACAAAGCUAGGUUGAUUAAAUUCAGAGCAUUGGCCAGCAAUCAGGUGGUGCUCCAACUGCUUGAUACUGGGAGUUCCCAUACAUUCUUAAACGCCGGACUCUUGAACAAGUUGCCUUGUAAUAUGAUGGACAUUGCUCCAACAGAGGUUAGGGUGGCUAAUGGUCAGUCAAUUAUGUGCACUCAGAUGGUGAAGAAUUUUUCCUGGUGGGUGCAAGGCCACACUUUCACAGUGGAUGCUUUGGUUUUACCAUUGGGAGCUUAUGAUAUGGUGUUGGGCAUGAACUGGUUGGAACAAUUUCGACCUAUGACAUGUGAUUGGCAGGAUAAAUGGGUGGAAUUUCACUAUCAGGACAAAUUGGUCAAGCUGCAAGGAGUGUUAUCUCUUCCUCCUCAACUCCAGGAAAUCUCUGCUGAGCAGUUGUACAAGUCCAGUAAGGGCAAUGAUAUUUGGGCUAUGGCAAUUGUCACCCCUGCACUAGAUGUGCCCCCUCCUCCAACACCGCCAAUUCCAGCCAUUAUCCAGCAAUUAAUCGAUGAGCAUUCAGCUGUUUUUCAAGACCCCAAAACCUUACCACCAUCCAGAAUCUAU